AUUCUGGGGCAAGGAGGGCUAGGCAGGGCGGUCCCUGGCCCUGUAUUGUGAGGUUAUAGCACGCCCCCCCCCGGGGUGGGGGAGGGGGCGGAGGCAAGAUGAUGUCAUAGACCUCUGCCCCCCUCAGUCCACCUCGCUCUCUGGGUGCUCACCCCGGCCAGGCCUCAGCCUCUCCUUCCCUCUGUAUGCAACGCACCCCAAGGGGAGGUGAGGCCACCAGGGAGCCUCACCCAGGCCACCUGCAGCCAUGGAUGAAGAUUAUCCCAUGCACCCCCGGGAGCCUGAGUCUUCCCUGGAGGCCCCCAGGCCGGUCGCAGAGACCAGCUCGGACUCCCCUGGCAUGGUGGGCGACCGGCUGCCCCCGAGAACGGGCGCCGUGGUGAUCGACAUGGGCACGGGCACCUGCAAAGUGGGCUUCGCCGGGCAGGCUCGGCCCACCUACACCGUGGCCACCCUCAUGGGCUGCCAACCCAAGAAGCAGGCCACCGAGGGGCAGCCCGAAAUGGAGACGUUCAUCGGCGAGGCGGCACGCGCGCACCCGGAGCUGGCGCUGGUGCAGCCGCUGCGCCACGGCAUCGUGGUGGACUGGGAGGCUGCCGAGCUUAUCUGGCGCCACCUGCUGGAGCACGACCUCAAGGUGGCCGCCCAGGACCACCCGCUGCUCUUCUCGGACCCGCCCUUCAGCCCCGCCACCAACCGCGAGAAGCUGGUGGAGGUGGCCUUCGAGUCGCUGUGCGCGCCUGCCAUGUACGUAGCCUCGCAGUCUGUGCUGUCCGCCUAUGCCCACGGCAGGGUCAGCGGGCUGGUGGUGGACACCGGCCACGGCGUCACCUACACCGUGCCCGUCUUCCAGGGCUACAACCUGCCACACGCCACGGAGCGCCUGGACCUGGCAGGCAACCACCUGACCGCCUUCCUGGCCGAGGUGCUGCUGGGCUCUGGCUUCCCUCUGGGGCAGCACGACCUGGACACCGUGGAGAGCAUCAAGCACCGCUACUGUUACGUGGCCGCGGACUUCCAGAAGGAGCAGGCGCGCUCAGAGCAGGAGUGCAGGCAGACGCUGAAGCUGCCCGACGGGCGGACGGUCACGCUGGGCAAGGAGCUGUUCCAGUGCCCGGAGCUGCUGUUCCACCCUCCCGAGAUCCCGGGGCUGUCGCCCGUGGGCCUCCCCACCAUGGCAGAGCACAGCCUCCGCAAGGUGUCGCUGGAGGUGCGCUCGGACGUGGCGCACAACGUGCUGCUGUGUGGCGGCUCCUCCCUCUUCCCCGGCUUCGAGGGCCGCUUCCGCGCCGAGCUGCUGCGCUCCCUGCCGCCCGAGGCCCACGUGGUGGUGGCGGCACAGCCCACCCGGCACUUCUCCGUGUGGAUCGGGGGCUCCAUCCUGGCCUCGCUGCGCGCCUUCCAGUCCUGCUGGGUCCUGCGGGAGCAGUACGAGGAGCAGGGCCCGCACAUCGUGUACCGCAAGUGCUACUGAGUGGGGCGGGGAGGGGAGGCCAUCCGCCUAACAUAAAGCUCCUGCUGCCAGCCGGCUCGGUUCUGUGCGCCCCGCUGUGGGACCCUGCCCUGCCCUGCCCUGCAUUUCCUUGGAGACACCCCGGUCCUGAUCUCACCUCCCCCACGACCAACCCUGAGGACGCCUCUGUUAGCUUAGUAGUAGUAGUAGUAGUAGUAGUAGUAGUAGUAGUAGUAGUAGUAGUAGUUAUGUUAUUCGAGAGGCAGAGAGAAAGAGACAGGCAGAUCUUGCAUCCACUGGUUCACUCCCCACGAAUGCCCACGGCAGCUGGGACGGAACCACUCAUAUUGGGAGCCGGGCGCUCCAUCCGGAUUUCCCCUGGGUGUGGCACAGCCCCAAGUACUUGAGCCACCACCUGCUGACACCUAGGGUGCACCUUAGUGAGUUCACUAAGGAGCAGAGCCAGGAAUCAAACCUGGGCUCCAAACAGCCUCCUAACAGCCAAACACCUGUGCUUUAAAAAAAAAAAAAAAUCAUCUCUCUUGCUCUCGCUCUUGCUCUCUCUGCCUUCCUAACCUCAUCCCUUUUUUUUUUUUUUUUUAAGAUUUUAUUUGGAAGUCAGUUACAGAGAGGAAAGAGACACAGAGAUCUUCCAUCCACUGGUUCACUCCCGAAGUAGCUGCAAUGGCCAGGGCUGGCCCAAGCCAAAGCCAGGAACCAGAAGCUUCUUCCAGGUCUCCCACAUGGGUGCAGGGACCCAAGCACUUCAGUCAUCUUCCAUUGCUUUCCCAGGCCACUAGCAGGGAGCUGGGUCCAAAGAGGAACAGCCAGGUCUCAUAUGGGUGCCCAUAUAGGAUGCCAGCACUGCAGGUGGCAAUUUAACCUACUGAGCCGCAGCACAGGCCCCAGCCAACAUCAGUCUUAUGCAAAAAUUUUCCAGAGUGGACAACUUAAUUUUUUGUGGCAGCCUGAACCGUUCAAUAAACAAGAACUCCCAGAAGGUUCUAGGGCGGUGUGUGAGUGUUUUGGAAACUAUAUGAAUACUUGACGGAGACUAUAAGGAAAAAGAUUUAUUUUGGCUCUUGGUUUUGGGAGUUCACAAACAGACCCCAUUGAUUCAGCCUCUGGUGAGGGCAUUUUUUUUCCAAGAUUUAUUUAUUUACUUGAAAGGCAGAGUGACAGUGAGAGAAGGAAAGAUAGAGAUCAUCCAUCCACAGCAGCCAAGGCUGAGCCAAGCUGAAGCCAAGACCUCUAUCCAGGUCCCCAGUGUCGGUGGCAGGAAUCCAAGCACUUGGGCCAUCUUCUGCUGCUUUCCCAGGUGCAUUAGCAGGGAGCUGGAUCGGAAGCAGAGCAGCCAGAAUUCAAACAGGUGCCCAUAUGGGAUGCCAGCAUCACACACUGGCCCCCAUGAGGGCGUUCACGCAGGCAGUCCCAGCAUGACAAGGAGAAAACCACACAGCAAGUCACAGGUAAGCGGUGCAUCCGUGUCUGUCCCUGGCUCCUCGUGGAGUCACCAGGGCAGCAGGUGUUUGGACCGGCAAUCAGGUCCUGCAUCCCAUGCCAGAUUGCCUCAGGUUCCAUUCCCAAUUGCAGCUUCUUGCUCGCACACACCCUAGGAGCAGCAGGCAGUGGCAGCUCGGGUCGCUGCCACCCAGGUGGGAGACUGGAGUUCCCAGUUACUCACUUUGACCUGGCCCAGUCCUGGCUGUUGUCAGCAUUUAUGGAGUGAACGGGUGGACAAUGGCUUUUCUCUCUCUCUCUCUCUCUCUCUUUCUCCCUCUCCCUCCCUCCCUCCCUCCAGGAUUCAACUAUUGUUAGGUCUGCAAUAGCUUGGCGUUCUGGUCUCUCAUACCCCCAAAAAGGAGAGACAGAAAAAGAGACAGAGACCGACCUCAACAGAAACAGGUUGCUUUAUUGGAAGCAAAGAGGUUCACACACGGGAUGCAUUUGACCUCAGGUUUUAUCCAUUUAAGAGGAAAUUCGCCACGGGGCUGGGGAGGGGAGUAUAGAAGGCAGCUGGGGAGCUCUUUGAAGUCUCAGGGGAUUCCCCUCUUACCUGUUUCAUAGCUGCUGCCCUGUGUAACUUAUCUGUUUUGCCAUUUGCACUGCAAGGAGUUGAGGAAGGAUCUCAACAAAAGGGAGGAUGUAGGGACAAAGGAGAGGAUGUGGGGCAAGGAGAGGGAAGGAGGAAGAACAGGAGGAGGAGAAAAGUGCCACAAGUCCUUUAUUUUUUUUUUACAUAGAUAGAUUUAUAAAACCCACCCCUCACUCCUAAGAUGGAAGGAGCUGGGGAAAGUAGAAGAAGUGGGAAAAAAGGGCCCAGAAAAAGUGGAGGGAAUGGAGAGGCAUGGCUCCAAAGGAGGGAGAGGGUCUCUUUCCUCAAGUUAAGGUGGGGCACAGGAGCUCCGUUGACAGUCAUCUUGCGCCCCCUGCUGGUGGAGGAUGGGGCCUGCAGGCAGUUCUAGGUGCCCUCGUUGGCAGCUGCGACGGCCCCACCGGCAGCCGAUGGGGGAGUAGGGGAGGUGGAGUGGGUGGCCGGGGGGGGGUGGUCAUGGGCACUGGGAGAGCCAUGGGAGGGAGUGGCUGGGCUGGGCAGGGCGGAGGAGGUGGCUGGCAGGGUGGCAGGGCUGGGAGCCUUGUCGCUGAUUGACUCACGCUGGUAUUGGUGCCCUCGGAGGGCGUGGGUGAGCCACUUGCAGGCCGGCUGGACAAGGUAGUUGAAGGGCAGUGGGCCGUUCCUCCGCUACGGGUAGAUGUAGGCGAUAUCCAUGAGAGUGUAGUAUUCCUUCCGUGGCUCCACCUCCACCUUGUACUUGCUCGGCACAUCCAUCCUGUUGCUGAACUUGGCGAGUUGCAUGAGGGUCAUGGCCGCUGGACACCGCAGGAAGCACAUCCCCGUCUUCUCCUUGUCCCCAUCUCCGUUUUCCACGGGGCCCUUCUUCUCCUCUCAGCCCCUGCCCCCCACUUCGUAGAACUCGACGGAGCACCUUUCUCCCGCUCCAGGACCUCGCCGCGGUCCUCAUGGGACUGCGACAGCGGGGAGCUCAGGGGAGGACGGCCAAAGAUGCCGGAAGGACCCGUCAAGGACCAGGGAGUCGUGUGGUUCAGAGAGGUGAGCCCGGCCAUCCGCGUGGAGGCGGCAACGGUGCACAAGUCCUUUAAUUAAUUAUUCCACCCUAAGGACCUAAUCCAUCCUACUCACGUCCCAGAGGCCGCCACAUGUAAGCCCCACAGCUGGGCUUAAAUCUACGCUGUCUUAAGAAUCAUCAGCCUAGAACUUUGGGGUCUAAACUCCUGAAUGAUUGCCCCAAUCAUGUUCGUGCCACGGAGACAUUUCUCCUGCUUUCCCACCAGGGGGCAGUACUUCCACACUCAAGAGUCUAAAGCUGCAAAGUCUUUGGAUCCAGGACUGAAGCAAGCAAGGCACCCAAAACUCAAGCGAGACACACACACACGCACACACACACACACACAGUGCCAGCCCCAUGCACAGGGCAGGCUGAGUCUCAGAUGCUAUAGGAAGUGAGGGAGUGUAGAAACCCCCACUGCCCCAGGCUGCCAGGAAACCCAAAGGACCCUCAUUUAUUUUUUUUAAAGAUUUUGUUUUAAAGGCAGAGAGAGAUCUCCCACCUGCUGGUUCACUUGCCAAAUGCCUAGAACAGCCAGGGGUGGGUCAGGCCAAAGCCAGGAGCCAGGAACUCAAGCCAGGUUUCCCAUACGGAUGGCAAGGAGCCAAUGACCUGUGCUAUCACGUGCUGCCCUCUAGGUGUGCAUUAGCAGGGAGCUGGAAUGAUAAGCCAAGCUGGGACUUGAACCCAGGCACCAGAUACGGGAUACAAGCCUCCCAAACAAGCAGCUUUGGCGCUGUGCCAAACACCUGCCCCGGGACACUCAUUGAGACCAGACUCGCUGGGGCAGAAAUUUCCUGUACCACCAACUGAUCACGCACCCUUCCCACUGACACACUCCCAGUGCUGGGGAGCUCACUACCUCAAGAGUGUCAGAAAUCUCACCAUCUUGGGCCAGUGCUAUAGCACGGUAGGUUGAGCCUAUGCCUGCAACAUCAGCAUCCCAUAUGAGCACUGAUUUGAGUCCCGGCUGCUCCACUUCUAAUCCAGCUCCCUGCUAAUGUGCCUGGGCAAGCAGUGGAAGACGGCCCAAGUGCUUGGGUCCCUGCACCCACAGGGGAGACCCAAAAGAAUCUCCUGGCCCCUGGCUUCUGGCUCCUGGCUCUGGAUCAGCCCAGUUCACGCUGUUGCAGCCAUUUGGGAAGUGAACUAGCAGGUGGAAGAUCUCUGUGUCUCCUCCUCUCUCUGUGUAACUCUGACUUUCAAAUACAUAAUCUUUUUAAAAAAAAAAAUUAAAACUAAAAAGAGAUCUCACUCCUUCUAUGAGUCAUAUAUGGAAGCCUCCCCACCCCCGCCCACUAACCCCAAGCACUAAGAACCUUAAAGUCUGCACUCCCAGGCGCAUACCCCCACCCCACCCCACCCCCACCAGGAAUCUUCCCCAAGGCCAGCAGUCCUCAUUUCUUCCAUUUCUGGUUUAGUUCAUUCACAUGCUCAACGCUGUGUGUGCUCAGCCCUGUGCCAAAAUCUAAGCACACCACACUGAACAAGAGAUGGGAGUCUCAGCCUGCCAGACCCUCCUCGAAGGGCCUGAUCAGACCUAGAAGGUCUGUCACCCCCCCUACACUUCCCUGUGACCAGAACCUGCUGUGCCCACUGAUCCACAACAGCUUCCCUUCUGAGCACCCAGAGGGAGCUCCAGACUCCUGGUUUCAGCCCGGCCCGACCAUGGUCAUUGCAGACAUUUGGGGAAUGAACCAGUGGGGAGAUUCUCUCUCUCUCUCUCUCUCUCUCUCUCUCUCUCCCCCCCCCCCCAACUCUGCCUUUCAAAUAAGUAAAUCUUUUUUAGUUAAAUGAAUCAAGCAACCAAGCCAGGAGCCCAGAACUCCUUCCAGGUCUCCCACAUGAGUGACAGGGACCUAACCGCUUGAACCAUCUGCGGCUGCUUCCCAGGGCGCAUCUUAGCAGGCAGGGGAAUCAGGAGAACUGGGCACUCCAAUGUGGGGUGCAGGCACCCCAAGUGUCAUCUUAACUGCUGCAUCAGAUGCCAGUCCCCUCAUAUUUCAGUGUUUAUAACUUCAUAUCCUACUCAAUUAUAAGACAUUGGGGCAGUGGGGGGGACCAGUACUGUGGCAUACAGGUAAAGCCACCGCCUGCAGUGCCGACAUCCCAUAUGGAUGCCAGUUCAUGUCCCGGCUGUUCCGCUUCCGAUCCAGCUCCCUGCCUAAUGCACCUUUCAUAACUUGAAAGGGUAAUGUCUGUCAUAUGUAAAGAGCUCUUGGAAAGAAUCAACAGUCUAUGGCAAUCUAUGGAAAAGUCAGCAAAGAUAUGAAUCUUGGGCUCACAGAGAGAGAGACACACAUAGUUCUUAGGCACAGGGGAAGGUGCUGAAUUUCAGAAGGGAAGUGAACAUGACAACUGCACCGCGAUAUCAUUUUUCACCCACCACGUUGGCAAAGAUCAAAGAGUUUGAUAACGCCCACUGGUGAUGAGGCUGUGGGAACGUUGGCACCGGGUACCUGAUGUUGAGGGAGGAAAUCGUACAGCCCCCAUAGCAGGACAUGGGGCCACUGCCUGUUUAAAUGACAAAUGCACUCACCUUCUGGCUUAGCUCUGGCACUUCCCAGAAUGUGACCCUCAGAUACCAUCAGCCCACGGGCGAAAUGACGCGAGCGCACUUUCGGGCGGCAAGUCAUCGGAAACAAGCUACCAUCACCAGCCACAUGAACUGGCAAAAUCAUUCGCACCCAGGGCUGGCACCAUGGCACAGCAGAUGAAGCCACUGCCCACAGUGCCAACAUCCCAUAGGAGCGCAGGUUCAAGUCCCGGCUGCUCCACCAAUGAACCAGCUCCUUGCUAACAUGCCUGGGAAAGCAGCAGAAGAUGUCCCAAGUCCUUUAGUCCCUGCCACAUACAUGGGAGACCCUGAUGGAGCUCCCCACUCCUGGUUUUAGCCAGCCAUUGUGGCCUUUUGGGGAGUGAACCAGUGGUGGAAGGCUUCUCUGUCUCUCCUCCCUAUACCGCUGCCUUUCAAGUAAAUAAAUAAAUCUUUAAAAACAACAAGACUGUUCUCUAAUGUCUGAAAUAAAAUUUUUUAAAAAUUGCUUGCAGGAUAGACACUUGGCCUGGAGGUUAGGUUGCCUGCAUCCUAUAUCUGAAUGAGAUUUGAUUCCUGGUUUUGCUCCUGAGCCUUCUGUUGGUGUAGCCCCUAGGAGAGACAGAGGAGAGAGAGAGAGAGAGAGAGAGAGAGAGAGAGAGAGAGAUCUAUCUGCUGAUUCACACACACACACACACCCAGUGCACACAACAGCCAAGUCUGGGCCAAGCUGAAGCCAGGAGCCCAGAAUUCCAUCCAGGUCUCCCACAUAAGAGGCAGAUACCCAGGUACUUUUGCCAUCACCAGCUGCCUUCCAGGGUGCACGUCAGCAGGAAGCUGGAUCAGAAGUGGAGUACCAGGGGCCAGCACUGUGGUGUUAGUAGGCCAAUAAGCCUCUGCCUGCAGUGUCGGCAUCCAUAUGGGUGCCAAUUCAUGUUCCAGCUGCUCCUCUUCCAAUUGAGCUUUCUGCUUAUGGCCUGGGACAGCAGUGGAAGAUGGCCCGAGGGCUUUGGCCUCUGCACCCGUGUGGGAGAGACCUAGAAGUAGCUCCUGGCUCCUGGCUUUGGAUCAGCUCAGCUCCAGCCAUUGAAGCCAUUUGGGGAGUGAACCAGUGGAUGAAAACUUUCUCUUUCUCUCUCCCCUUCUCUCCCUCCUCCCCCUCCCCCUCUCCCCCUCUCUCUGUAGCUCUGCCUCUCAAAUAAAUAAAUAAAAUCUUUUAAAAAAUAAAAUAAAAAAGAGAUGGAGUACCAGGAAUUGAACCAAGCACGCUGGCAUGGAGUAUGGGUGUCCCAAGUGACAUCCUAACCACUGCACUAAGUGCCUGCCCUCCGGAGCAUGUUUUCACCUGUACCUUCCUCCCAUCCACCCCAGUCCUGUGUGGCCCUCCUCUCAGGUGUCAUCAGCAGGAGCCACCUUACUCCAGCUCCUCCUGUCUUUGUGAGCCAACCAUGCUGCCUUGUAGGCUAUUCCCGGCCACUUCGCCACCGGCUUCCCUCCCACCUCAACUGACCCUGUACCCUGCCCACUUCCUUCUAUGUGUACCUGACCUUCCCCUCCCUCCCCUGCUUGUCAAAAAUGAGGACGUAACAGAAAGCAGCUUGAUAAAGAAGAAAAGCAAUACCUCUGCGUUUCCCACCCUGAUUCCACCUCUUGGAGCAGCUUUGCCUGCCUUGCUCCUCCCAGCUCAGAACAGCUCAGAAGCAAGAAUGGGACGGGCACCAUGGCUCUGAGGACGGGGCGGGGGGACACAACCACUGGCGGGGCAGUGAGUCACAACGGCAGCGUGGUCAGUCGCCACCCACCCCGACCCCCCGCCUGUACAUGUGUGGUGAGUGUAUUUAUUUUCACUCAGCCUCACACACCACAGGAUGGAAGUGGGGAGAUGGUUACAGCAGAAACAUGCUCAGAAACUGCCCCCCACAGCCCCCUCUUGCUGGGAGAGGAAGCCAAAGCCUUCACCUCGACCCACAAGGCCUGGCACACCUGGCCAGCCUCACCCCUCCAUCUCUCUCAACACCUCCCUCACUCUACACCAUCCACACACACUCAGGCAUGGUCCUGCCACAGGACCUCGGCACAAGCUGUUCUCUACACCUACUGCUCUUCCCUAGGGACACACACGACCGCCUCUCUCACCUCCACAAGUCUCCUCAAAUGUCAUCUGUUCAGCAAAGCCCCUCUGGAUCUCCCCACUGCAGUGAUGAUGACCCGCUCACUCCUUCCUCUCCCAAGCCCCCGCCUCUUUUUCCUCCAUGACACUUGCUGGUGGUUCCCCUACACAUUUUUCCUUUUUGAGAAAAAAAAAGCUUUAUUUUUUAAAGAUUUAUUUUAUUUAUUUGAAAGAGUUACAGAGAGAGUUAGAGACAGAAAGAGAGGUCUUCCAACCACUGGUUCACUCCCCGAUUGGCCACAACAGCCAGAGUUGCUCCGAUCCAAAGCCAGGAGCCAGGGGCCUCUUCCAGGUCUCCCACGUGGGUACAGGGGCCCAAGGACUUGGGCCAUCUUCUACUGCUUUACUGGGCCAUAGCAGAGAGCUGAAUCAGAAGUGGAGCAGCCAGGACUAGAACCAGCGCCCAUAUGGGAUGCUGGUGCUUCAGGCCAUGGCUUUAACCCACUACACCACAGCGCCAGCCCCAAAGCUUUAUUUGAUAUUUGAAAGGUAGAAUGACAGAGAGGGGGAGAGGCAGAGAGAGAGAAAGAGAGAGAUCUUCCAUCCACUAGUUCACUCCCCUAAGUCGCUACAACGGCCAGAGCUGGACCAGGCUGAAACCGGGGGCCUGGAGCUCCCUCUGGGUCUCCCAGGCAGGUGGCAGGGGCCGAAGCACUCUGACCAUCUUCCGCUGACUUCCCAGGAGCAUCAGAAGGACUCAAGGCAGAGCAGCUGGGGCUUGAAGCCAGUACUCUGAUACAGGAUGCCAGCAUUGCAAGCAGCAGUCAUAGUGCUGCACCACCAUGCCGGCCCUACAUUUUUCUUAUUUAGUUUUAAUCUGUCACCCCCACCACAGAGGCAGGAACCACAUCUAUUUUUUUUCUUUUCUCUCUCCCCAGACCAAUGACUGCCUCUAAGAUCUUGAGACACAGGAGGAUUGUUAAAGAUGAACCACAAGAGAAAAAAAAAUUUGAUAAAUUUGACUGCCUCUGAUUCUUGAACUGUUGCACAGCAAAACAUGCCCCGAACAAAAUGAAAAGGCAGAUCAGACAAGAAAGUUUAUAUUUUACAAUAAAUAUUAGCUAAAUGAGUAAAGAACAGAAGCUGAAUAAAUGAGUAUAAGUAUUUUGAUUGAGCAGAGUUUAGCCCUUGGUGGACAAAGCAAAAAGGGAAGCAGGAUUAGUUACAUUCUCCGUGAGGAUAAAACAGCCCAGUGCCCAGUGCCGGCGCAGCGGUGCAGCAGGUAAAGCCACCACCUGCAGUGCCGGCAUCCCAUAUGGGCUCUGGUUUGAGACCCAACUGCUCCGCUUCUGAUCCAGCUCUCUGCUAUGGCCUGGGAAAGCAAUAGAAGAUGGCCCAAGUCCUUGGGCCCCUGCACCCACGUGGGAGACCCGGAGGAAGCUCCUGGCUCCUGGCUUCAGAUCAGCACAGCUCCAGCCGUUGCAGCCAUUUGGGGAGUGAACCAGCAAAUGGACGAUCUCUCUCUCUCUUUCUGCCUCAGCCUCUCUGUAACUCUGCCUUUAAAAUAAAUAAAUAAUAAAUGUUAAAAAAAAAAAAACAGGCCGGCGCCACGGCUUAAUAGGCUAAUCCUCUGCCUGCGGCACUGGCACCCCAGAUUCUAGUCCCAGUCGGUGUGCCGGAUUCUGUCCUGGUUGUUCCUCUUCCAGUCCAGCUCUCUGCUGUGGCCUGGGAGGGCAGUGGAGGAUGGCCCAAGUGCUUGGGCCCUGCACCCACAUGGGAGACCAGGGGGAGGCACCUGGCUCCUGGCUUCAGAUCAGCGCGGUGCACCAACUGCAGCAUGCCGGCCGCAGCGGCCAUUGGAGGGUGAACCAACGGUAACGGAAGACCUUUCUCUCUGUCUCUCUCUCACUGUCCACUCUGCCUGUCAAAAAAAAAAAAAAAAAGCCAGCCCAGUUGCCAGGGCAGGCCAUGGAUCAAGGCAUUUACCUGCUUCUUCUCAUUCAGUCUUCACCAGAGGCUUCUGUCCAUUUGCAGAUAAUCAUUUACAGUCAGGGAGGGACAGUGACAUCAGUGAGGCCCCUCAGCCAGGACUGGGAAAUUGAUCCUGCCCAGCUCCCAGACCAUUCUGCUAGCCACCGAGCCAGCUUGUCCUGAGCUGGUCUGAUUAUAAGGCUCACUGGGGUGGGCAUUUGGCAUUGUGGUUAGGAUGCCCACUUCCCACAUCACAGGGCCUGGAUUCAGGGCUCUGCUCCUGAUUCCCGCUUCCUGCUACUGUGCCCCUUGGGAAGCAUCUCUGAAGGCCCAGUGGCUGAGUUCCCACCUCCCAUCUGCGAGGCCUGAACUGAGUUCCUGCCUCCUAGCUUUGGCCUGGCUCAGCCCUGGCGGUUGUAGACAUUUUGAAGAGUGAAGCACUGGAUAAGAGUUAGUGCUUGUUAGCCCUCUCCCCCUCCCCCUCCCUCUACCUUCCCUCUCCCUCCCCCCCUCAAAAUAAAUGAAAUGUUUUAAUCACCUAGGUGUCAGUGAAAAUGCAGAUUCCCAGGCCUAGGCCCUGGAAAGUCAGAUUCAAUGUCUAUAAUGAAGCUAGCACCCCUAGGUGAUUCUGUGGUCCAGGGAGUUUCACGUAGCAGAUGAAAGAGAGAAACACAUGAGCCAAAUAUCUCAGUGUAAGAAGCAAAACUUUAUAACAUUUAGAAAAGCAUUUGGGAGACAGUGACUUUGAGAAACAACAGGAUUCCUUAAAAAAAAAAAAAACUAUACAAACCACAGAAGAUUUGUACAUUGGCCACAUCAAUUUUCAAACUGCUGGACAGCAAAAGAUACCAUAAAUAAAGGGAAAAGACAAAUCAGAUGAGAAGGUGACGUUCCUAUGGAAUGAAGGGUGUGAGAAUGUGGGUCCGCGAUGUAUAGAGAGCGCUGAGACAUCGAUAAGAAAAAAGUAAAAAACCUGAGGGAGCAGGCAAUUCAUAGAACUGGUUAAUAGAUCUUGGGAAAGGUAGUCAACACAGGACUGUAGAUUCAAAUCAUGUACACCCCCUUGACUGACAAAAGACAAAAAAGCCCUUCCAAACCAAGGAUGAGUACGGCAAACACAAAUGUCCUCUCAUGUGGGGGAGCAUACAUUGUUUUGUGUGUGUGUGUGUGUGUGUGUGUGUGU
Messenger RNA from Oryctolagus cuniculus (rabbit), 12381 nucleotides. It is a transcript of the gene ACTL9, whose product is annotated as actin like 9. The record is from RefSeq and is a predicted model, not a curated record. NCBI's taxonomy places the organism in Eukaryota, Metazoa, Chordata, Mammalia, Lagomorpha, Leporidae.